Messenger RNA from Juglans regia (Persian walnut), 862 nucleotides. RefSeq lists its product as uncharacterized. The record is from RefSeq and is a predicted model, not a curated record. The transcript has 3 exons. Bases 116 to 700 code for a protein of 194 amino acids. NCBI's taxonomy places the organism in Eukaryota, Viridiplantae, Streptophyta, Magnoliopsida, Fagales, Juglandaceae. Gene Ontology annotation, cellular component: nucleus.
AUAAUUCUGUGGAAUAGCCCUCCGAAAUUGCAAGCUAGGGUUUCCAAUUCCGUUUUCCUAUCUCCCCCGUUCCUUCGCUGUUUUCACCCAAUCUUCACAAAACUCCUUUGCCGCAAUGAAGAGUAGGAAGCCCAAAGAUAAGGAAAGCAGAGUGAAAAUCGACGGCGCAGAAUCGAUCAAAAUGCAAAACAAUAGGAAGAAAAAGAACAUACAGAGGUUGGGCGGGGGUGGCCUUUCGCUCGAGGCCUUUGCUAAUGCCAAAUCAACGAGCAAUUUCUACAACCCAGCUCUGAUAAAGAAGCAGCAGGAGUUCUAUAAGAAUGCAAAGUACGUGAAAAAGUAUAAAAGGUUGCUGAAGCAACAAAGUCUGAAGCAUGAUACUUCCUCAAGUAUUAACCCCCUCGAGGAUGAGAUUGAAACAGAAGAUGGAAGAAUAAUGAGGAGGAAGAACAAGAACAGCAAGAAUAACAGUAUACCCAGUUUGAAAGAAUUGUAUGAGAAGAAACAUGAACAGAAAGAGAAGGCAAGGAUUGAGAUGGAGGCUCUUAAUCAGGCAAAGAAGGAACAAAGGGAGAAAGCUGAAGCUCGGAGGAAGGCCACGAAGGAAAAGAUGUUCAAAAAGACGCGGGCAGGCCAGCCUGUUAUGAAGUAUAGAAUUGAGCAUCUGUUGGAGACUAUACAAAAUUCAACCAAAAACUAAGUUGAACUACCCGGAGUUUUUUCUUUGCCUUCUACCCCCGCCCUGCUGCCCCUUUUAUUUUCCUUGUUGUUUAUGGAUAAAUCUAGCUACUUUUGCAUUAAUGGUCAAUUGACGAAAAGAAUUGUGAUUUCAUAGAGAAGUUGGCAAUUUGUAUAUCAAUUU